Lichtheimia ornata is the source of this 1005-nucleotide messenger RNA. RefSeq lists its product as uncharacterized. The transcript is spliced from 3 exons. Gene Ontology annotation, molecular function: serine-type endopeptidase activity. The record is from RefSeq and is a predicted model, not a curated record. Bases 1 to 1005 code for a protein of 334 amino acids. Gene Ontology annotation, biological process: proteolysis. NCBI's taxonomy places the organism in Eukaryota, Fungi, Mucoromycota, Mucoromycetes, Mucorales, Lichtheimiaceae.
AUGUUGGGCAAUCCUCACGUGUGUGGGGGUGUUUUAUUGUCCUUGAAUCCCGCCAUUGUCCUCACCGCUGCCCAUUGUGUGGCCGACGCACCUCAUCCAUCCACCAUUGAAAAGAAUCCCUACUUUGCAGCCUACAGCCAUAUCGAUCGAAAGAAACAAAAAAUCAACGCCAUCGACGAUUGGAUAGUGCAUCCAAACUACAAUAUCAGUAACAAUGUCGAUAUGCAUUACGACCUUGCUCUUGUCAAGUUGGAGGAUCCUCUGGAACAAUCCGAUCACGUGGAUCGUGUUGCUUUAUGGCCAGCAGAUGGCAGGUUACACUCGUUCGAUGGCAAGUUGAUGGGAUUUGGUUUCUUGGUCAAGGAUGGUCCUGAAGCUAGGAGGUUGCAAUCGAUUGAUGUCAAGGUGACGAAAUUGGCAUCCGGGUUACGGGAUAUGGUGGAAGCCAUAUCAGCUGACGACGAACAACGUGCUUGUCAUGGUGAUUCAGGCAGCCCAUUAAUCAUACGACAAAGCGUGAACAAUGAUACAGCACCCUACGUACUUGGCUUGCUUGCUCGUAUUUUUGGUGUACAUGAUCUCGAUCCAAACCAUGCAACAUGCCCACAGCCCUUUAAAAAGAACAGCAAAGUACCCACCAUCACUGAGAGUUUUUGCAAUGUGUCCAACAUGCUUGAUUGGAUAUCAGAAAUCACUGGAAUAUCAGUAGCCAACCUUACCGAUCCUUUCUAUCACGUAAACGAUCCAUGUUACGAAUCCUGCGCAGGACGCUGGACAGCAUCAAAAUCACAUGACUCGUCAGGCCACAAAGGGGAUGAUCAUUGGCACAUUGGAUUUGGUGACGAAGCAUUCUUAAAGGAACAACCUGACAAAUGGUUUAUUGGGCCUGUUGUCCAAGAUAAUCCCAUGUAUCAUGACGAGACGUCUUUUGCUGUUUUUAUUGAACCUAGAGCAUCCAUCACUCCACUUUUCCUCUUUGUAGUUUCCUGUUUCCUAUUAAUCUAA